This is a messenger RNA of Colletotrichum truncatum, 969 nucleotides long. RefSeq names its product multicopper oxidase. The record is from RefSeq and is a predicted model, not a curated record. Gene Ontology annotation, molecular function: oxidoreductase activity; copper ion binding. NCBI's taxonomy places the organism in Eukaryota, Fungi, Ascomycota, Sordariomycetes, Glomerellales, Glomerellaceae.
AUGACUGUCGUUGCGAACAACGGCGGCUUCGUCACGCCUGAAGAAACCGAUGUUGUAUACAUUCCCAGUGCUGGCAGAGUCACUGUCCUAAUCAAACUUGAUGCGGAACCAGGCGACUACGCCCUCCGCAUUUCGUCAACAAGCCAGCUGCAGAACCUGCAAAGCUACUCGAUCAUUCGGUACCCGGCCAGCCGUCGCCCCAUCUAUGGAGCGCCGAUGCAACUUCCGCAACCGGCGUCCGCGGAAGACAUCUGCGUGCUCCCGGACGGUUUCACGAAAAAGAGCUGCAAGACUCUGGAAGGCCAGUUCCUGUCGCCAUACCCUGCACUUCCGCCACCGAAAAGCGCCCACUCCCGCCCGGCAUCCGCAGACUUCACUUUCCGUCUCGCAGCUGGGUCGCAGUACUCACUCACGGACCCUUACGUGCCGGAAUACUUCCUCAACGAGAAGCCAUGGCAACUCUUCCGUUCGUCUCUGACGCCGUUACUUUUUCAAGGGGUCGGCUCGAACGUAGAUAGGCCACUAGAGAAGCCCAUCAUCACAGGAAUCCCUGUAGGCAGUGUCGUUGACCUCAUAAUCGAGAAUCAGCUAAACGAUACAAUCCCCUUGUACAAGCACGCCGAGCCCGCGUGGCUCCUUGGCGUCGGCCACAAUGCCAAGUUCCCGUACGCGAGCGUGGAAGAGGCGGUUGCCGCGGACAAAACUGCGGCAUCGUCGCUUAACCUGCGGAGCCCGGGCCUGGUUACGGUCCACGACUUGCCGCCUUUGGGCUGGAGCGUUCUGCGGUUCAAGGUUACCGGCAAGGCGGCGACAAUGAUUCACGCGGUUAAGCUCAGGUACUUCGCGCUUGGCAUGUCAGCUCCCAUCAUGGAGGGCAUUCUUCCCAACGACCCCGCCGAGUUCCCCAGCUCCGCAGCGAAUCGCCCUCAUGUUGAAUUUGAGCCCAAGAACGAUGGUGUGUUCGGUUAG